This is a messenger RNA of Oryctolagus cuniculus (rabbit), 10431 nucleotides long. The record is from RefSeq and is a predicted model, not a curated record. NCBI's taxonomy places the organism in Eukaryota, Metazoa, Chordata, Mammalia, Lagomorpha, Leporidae.
CUCUGUUAAGGCUGUUCUGGAAUACUGAAUAGGAAUCUUUGAAAAUGUUCCUAAGUCACUUAACUAUCAGCGUGCCACCCUUCAUGCCGAGGGGCUAAUAAGAUGCCAGAAUGCUGGACGUUCCUGUCCCGGUUUGUACCUCAGCCAGGGAGCAAAAGCGCCCGGACCACAGGGCGGGUAGAACGGGCCUUCCCGGGGGGCUCCGCGCGGGGUCUCUGGGUAACCGGUCCGGCCUACGCAUGCGCCUUAAGGCCCGCCCGGAAGCCGGGUGGCGUUGCCCUGGCGACCGCAGUAAACGGAGGCUGGAGGCGGAUUCUAAGACUCCAAACAGGCUGCCACAGGCGGUACCUGAGGGACAUGAAGGAACCAGAUGAUCAGGAUACUGAUGAGGGGAGAUCAGAAAGAUCAAAGAGUGAUGGGAAGCAGUCUUCUAAACCUGCUGCAAAAGAAGAUGCCACAGAAGAAGCAUUGACUGAAGGCGAAGAAUCAUAUUUAGAGGAAAAAGACUCAGAUGAGGAAGAUUUAGAAGGAAGUUCAAGUUCAAUUCAAGAUGAUUAUUUAGAAAACAUUAGACCAUCUCAGGAAGCUCCUGCCCCAGCUUUGGAAGAGGCAGAGGAUGCUGUUAAGAAGAAAAUAUCAGAGAGUUUCUUCUACGAUUAUUCAGAACUUGCUUCAAUGCCUUUUGUGACUCCAGAUUCGAACAUACCCCUGGAUCUUCUCACGCUCGUGUAUCCACUUCAGUUAUAUAUACAUACUUUGGGGAAUUAUGGUUUUUCUCGUUAUACUGUUGUCGUUCAUCCAUAUAAAACUCACUUCACAGUAGCUGAAAAAGGAAGUUACCCAAAGAUUAUCAUCUAUGAAUAUCCUUCUCUGAAGCCUUACAGAAUACUUCGGGAUGGGACUGAGAAGGGAUAUGCUUAUGUGGACUUUAACUACAGGGGCACCUUGCUGGCCUCGGUGGGUAGCAACCCUGAUUACACACUGACCAUCUGGAACUGGAAAGAAGAGCAACCCAUACUGAGGACAAAAGCUUUUGCUCAAGAAGUUUUUAAAGUCACUUUCAACCCUGAAGAUGAAGAGCAGCUUACUACAUCAGGGUCAGGCCACAUCAAGUUCUGGGAAAUGGCCUUUACAUUCACUGGUCUCAAACUUCAGGGAUUGCUGGGUCGAUUUGGCAAAACAGCCACAACUGACAUAGAAGGCUACAUGGAGCUCCCGGAUGGGAAGGUACUGUCAGGGUCAGAAUGGGGCAACAUGCUGCUUUGGGACGGCGGUCUCAUCAAGGUGGAACUGUGUCGAGCUGCACGGAAGUCUUGUCACCAGGGUCCUAUUAACCAGAUAAUGCUGGACGAGGGUGAAGUGAUCACUGUUGGGUCAGAUGGCUGUAUCAGGAUAUGGGAUUUUGAGACAAUAGAUACUGCUGAUUCUAUCGAUGAAACUGGAUUGUUAGAGAUUGAGCCUAUUAAUGAACUUCAAGUAGACAAGAAUGUCAACCUCUUCUCUAUGAUAAAAAUGAAUGAAACUGGAAAUAACUUUUGGCUGGCUCAGGAUGCCAAUGGAGCCAUAUGGAAGCUUGAUCUCAGUUUUUCAAAUAUUACCCAGGAUCCAGAAUGCCUCUUCUCCUUCCAUUCUGGAGCUAUUGAAGCGUUGGCCCUUUCUCCUCUCACUUAUCUCAUGGCCACAACUGCCCUGGAUUGCUCUGUUCGAAUUUAUGACUUUGCUAGCAAAACUCCUUUGGUUCAUAUGAAAUUCAAGCAAGGAGGUACUACCCUUGCUUGGGUACCCCGAAUGGUAAGCUACACUGGAGCACAAAUUAUUGUGGGAUUUGAAGAUGGAGUUGUUCGAAUCCUUGAACUUUAUGAUCCAAAAGGUCUCACAAUUUUUGCAGGACGGAAGAAAGUUUUGGAUGCAGAUAUUUCCUUGAAAUAUGUUUUUAAACCCCACACUGAUCGUGUCACUGCUUUAGCUUAUGAACGUGAUGGAGAAAUUCUAGCUACAGGAAGUAAAGAUCAUACUGUCUUCUUCUUUGAAGUGGAAAAGGAUUAUAAGCCAAUUGGUUAUAUUAACACUCCAGGACCUGUUAUCCAGUUAAUGUGGUCUACAAUCUCUCAUCCUGAGAGUACUUUACUGAUUAUCUGUGAGAAUGGUUAUGUUCUUGAAGCUCCAUGUCCAACCAUAAAAGAAGAGGAUGAUCAUGAUGUUGUCUCCUAUGAAAUCAAAGACAUGUGCUUGAAGUGUUUCCAUUACUCAAGUGUCAAAUCUAAGAUUCUGAGGUUAAUAGAAAUUGAGAAAAGAAAGAAGAAAAAGGAAUUGAAGGAAAAGGAAAGGGAAGCACGGAGGAAGCUAAAAGAAGAAAUGGGAGAAGAUGGAGGGAAAGAACUCCUGGACGAGGGGGAGGAAGAGGAGGAAGAGGAGCCAUUACCUGAACUCUUCAUGCCGCCAACCCCGUCUCCCAUCCUGUGUGGAUUUUACUCUGGGCCAGAGAAAUUCUGGCUUUCUUUUGGUGGCUAUGAUUCUGGUUUUCUGUAUCACUGUGCAUUCCCCUCAUAUGAUAAAGAGAGUGAUUUCAAAGAACAGAAAGAUGAACCUUUUGAUUUCUGUUUUCUUGAGGAUACAGAAGAUAACCCCAUCCAAGCUAUCACUUUCAGCAUUAACCAAACUAUGAUGUUUUGUGGAAUGAGAAAUGGAGCAAUUCGAGUCUAUACCUUAAGUGAGAAUGAUACUUCAUUAGCCAAUUUGGUGGAAUAUUGGCACUUCAGUAUGCAUGACAAUAAUUAUGGAUGCAUUAAAAGCAUUUCUACUAGUUUUGAUGACCGUUUUUUGGUGACUGCUGGAGCAGAUAGUAAUAUCUUUAUUUUUAACAUUUUUUCUGAAUUUGUAUUAAAGAAAGAACUCAAAGCCAAAGUGCCAUCUCCCAGGUAUGGAAUUGAAUCAGAGCCAAUUCCAGAAGAUAUUGAAGAUCCCAAAGUAUACAGUAUUGAGAAUGCCAGGAGAAAAAGAGAGCAUGACAAGUUAAUGAAAGAAGUGGAAGAAAUAAAGGCUGGGAAGAGAGAGCGAAUCAAAGCUUUGAGGAAUGAAUUUUUGAAACUAUUAGCAAUGAAUAAAGAAUUACCAAAGCAUAUGCAGUUUAAACGGACAGAUUUUGAUCUUGAUUCCAAAAUCCGUGCUGAUAUUGACAGAAAAACGGCUCACAAAAUCCAACAAGUGGAAAAAGAACUAGCUUGGGAAAAAGAGAAACAUGAACUUUGCCUAAUGAAGCUACAGAAUAGAUUUCGUGAUGCAUUGGAAGGUGAUGUUGUUGUCGUUCAUGCCAUCCAAAGUGACCACAAGAUAUCUUCCUAUAGGCUGGUGAAGCCUUCCAAGUACUCCAAAUUCAAGCGACCAAGUCAGGCAGAGAGAAGACAAAGCAAAUUUGAGAGGUUUGAAAAAGAGGGACUUGGAAAAAAGGAUAGCCGGAGAGAUACAGAUGAAAGUGUUAGCAUAAUAGAAGAAGCAAUAAUGGAAAAAGAGAAGAAAUUUCGGCCUAGAACUCUAAGUGAGAUUAUGAUAGAAAAUCAAAUAGAGAAAACAAGGAAACUUAUAUUAAAAGCUGAGAGGGCCCAACAUAAGAUACAGCAACGAAAAAAAGAAUGGGAGGAACUAUACAAGAGUAAGCCUGAUGAUGACUAUGAGGAUCCCAAGGAUGUCCAAGCCAUCAAAGAAGCCCAAGUGUUUAUGGGAGAUUUCAAUCUAAAGACAGCCCCCGACUAUAAGAUACCAGAGCAUAUGAGAAUAAACGCUGCCAAGAAGGAGGAGGAACUGGGACACCUGGACUCGCUGGCCCACAGCAAGAAAAUGCACAUGAACAAGUGCAUCCUCUCCAUUCGAGACCUUAAAGUGGCAGUUAUAGAUGAAAUACAGUGCCUGGUGCAGGAAUUGAAGAACAUUCAGUUGUCUCUUGACGUAUCCAAGCACAUCCCCAUUCCCCAGGUGCCUCAGAUCUACCCAGAAGAAGUUCCGGAAAGGAGAUUUCACUAUGAUGAGGAAACUCUCCUAAGGUUUAAGCGGCAGCGUAUGAAAAGUCGGGAUCAAAAUUCAUCCCAAGUGGAACAGGUAGGGUCUGGAAGCUCAGGUGGAGGAUUCCUCAAGCCCUCAUCUGGAAAGAACGGGGAUUUUACAUCACGAGAUUCUAUAUCCAGAUCAUCAAGAGCGUCUGCAUACAAUUUGGAUAUUCCAAAGUUAACAGAAUUUGAAAAAGCAGAGCCAACUGAUGUGGAGCUGGAGAUUAUGAAGAGGGAUGAGAUUAAACACCUGUACAUGCAACAGUAUUUGUCCAACAGGAUCAAAGAGCUGAUUAUCACUUUUGAUGCAGAACUUCGUCUUCUGAGACAUCACAAGCUGAAACUGGACACCCAGAUGAAAUUAUCUGACCUGCAUCAUCUCACAUUAUUUCAAGAGAUGCUUCUCCUCAAGAAUUUUGAAAAGCAGGAGAACAUACUUCAAGAGCGUGUGAAUUCACUAGACAAAGAGGAACAGGACAUGCAAUGGAAAAUAAGUGAAACUCUUAAGGAGAUGGAAGAGAAAAAGAUUGAAAUCACCAAGCUCCAGGAACAAGAAAAGGCACUUUAUGCUGGUUUCCAAGCAGCCGUUGGAGAAAACAAUAAAUUUGCUAACUUCCUCAUGAAAGUCCUAAAGAAGAAGAUUAAGAGGGUAAAGAAAAAGGAGGUUGAAGGAGAUGCCGAUGAAGAUGAAGAAAGUGAGGAAUCAAGUGAGGAAGAAUCCAGCUUGGAGAGUGAUGAAGAUGAGUCUGGAUCGGAAGAUGAGGUGUUUGAUGAUUCCAUCUGCCCAACGAGCUGUGACCCAGCUCUUUUUGAAUUGGCCCUUCAACUCCGCGAGAAAAGGCUGGACAUUGAGGAGGCCUUAGUUGAAGAAAAGAAAAUUGUUGAUAACCUCAAAAAAGAAUAUGAUACCUUGUCUAAAAAAGUGAAAGUUGUGGCCACGAAUCUGAACGCGGCAGAGGAGGCCCUGGAGGCCUAUCAGCGAGAGAAGCAGCAGCGGCUGAAUGAACUGCUGGUGGUCGUGCCGCUCAAGCUCCACCAGAUAGAGUAUAUGGUAUUUGGAGAAAUCCCUAGUGAUCUUUCUGGUACUUUGGUCUUCUCUAACCACUCCUUGGGACGGCUGCAGGAAAGAAUCGGUCAGCUCCAAGAAGAAAAUUCAAAGCAGCAAAAGCUUAACAAAGAAUGCCGAGAGAGGCGUAAACAGCUCAUCCGGGAAAAGAGAGAGAUGGCCAAAACUAUACAUAAAAUGGAAGAAACAGUCCGCCAACUGAUGGUCAGCAAGUUUGGCCGUGUGAUAGACCUGGAAGCCCUUCAGACCCUUUCUGUGAACACAACUCUUGAGGAACUAAAGAUCAGAAAACUUCGAAAGGAGCUAUCGAAUGCGAAGGAAAUGAAGAUGUGGGAGGAAAAGAUUGCUCAAAUGCGAUGGGAACUAAUGAUGAAGACAAAAGAACACACCAAAAAGCUUCAUCAGAUGAAUGAUCUAUGUAUUGAAAAGAAGAAACUUGAUUCUCGAUUGAAUACACUACAGAACCAGCAGGGCAAUGCCUUCCAGAGGCCCCGGAAAGCAGAUAUUGUGGCAAAAGAGAGGAUCACAGAACUGAUCCGAACCCAGUCCGAAAGGAUUUUGGCCCUAAAGCAAGAGAUUGCUCUACUGCGCAAGAAAGGGGGCCUUAUCCUCCCACCCAUUCAGUCUGUACAAGAGACUGACAUGAAGCCCACGGAGCUAUGAAUCACAGUGCUGCUUUCUGAAGUCCAGCCAGGAUCUCCGACAUAAUCAUCCGGCAGUUCUGUUUAUCACCUGCAGCACCACCAUUAAAGUUUCCGAACCUAAAACCAGAUCUAGUCAUUUAGUUCAAGAAUUCUUCUCCAGCGCGGUUCUUUCAGAGCUGGCUGCAGCGUAGUAAAUCCAGCUAUUUCUGAACUGAACCAUCUUAGAUGUUUGGAACCUACUACACUGUAUCGCCUCAUGGCAAGAAAGCAUCUGUUCUAUAUUUUGUCUUAGGAAUAUUUGUUUUUCUCGUGUUCUGAAUUUUUAGCCAUUGGCAAUAAAAACUAUUAUUCAGCAAUCCACAAGAAAACUUCCUUUUCUCAACCCUUGGAUCUUUAGAAAAUAAACUUUGUUUUUGUUAAAUGUUCUCUGGGAGAACACAAGAGAAAAAGACAAACUAUUUUGCCAACAAUAGCAUAGAAUAAGAAAUGCAAAUUAGAAUUUUGGCGUUGUUGACUUCACAAAGCAGUUAUUUGAGGGUUCAGGAUUCAGGAAGCACAGGCAGACAUAGCAAAGCAGUUUGCUUUCGUUUGCUUUGCGUUGGCAGAAAGCAGGAAAAUAACCAGCUUCCUGAGUCACCCACGGCUUUUCAAAGCCCUCAGUUCUGAGUGCAACAGCAGGUUGUGUUUUGUCCAAUAAGGACACGUUUCUCUGGAGGUCCGUGCAGUUUCACCAGUGCUCUUAGGCGUUCCCCAGCUUCUCACAUCCUGUGCCACCUUCCUCAGGCUUUACUUGACUCAUUUGCUAGUUUCGACACCUAACAGGCAAUGAAAUGGAUUUACGUCACUCUGAGAGAGCAUCUCUAACAAUCAUUUUUGACUAUGCAAAACAUUUUUAAACUAAUUCAAGAGAAUCCUUUGGUUUGGAGGUAAGUACACUUUGAAAUUAACGGCUGCAACCAUGGAAAAAAGAUCACACGGACCUGGCGGGUUGUUAGCCUUAGAGUGUAGCACUUUAGAUUCAGAGCUCUCUGGGUCUGUCCAAAUGAGAUGCUUGACUUCCGGGCUGUUCCAGCAUGGAAGUUAGCAACCAAGAAGCACAGACAGUUACUGGUAUUGCAUAAAUGUAGGGGGCAGCUCAGCAGUGCCAACUCCUCCGAACCUGUGGUUAGCCUGCUAAUCUGCUCCCCAAAAUCAUAGACAGGACUUGCUUUCUUUGUGUUAGAAUAUUCUCAGACGUGGCCACUUGGCCUAUUAUCUCUGUAAGAGUCUUUCCUAGGUAAGAGGUGAGAAGAGUUUAUUGUUUCUGCCUGUCACCAAAAAUUUCUGCUGUGACAGCUUCUCUACCUUUUAUCACCUUCUUGUAUUUUUAAAAUGUGCUAGUCACAGUUCAUUUAUUGCUAUCUGAAAAACUGCUCCCUAAAACUUAGCCCAAAACAACUAGCCCAGGGCUGAGUGGGUUUCUGAGAGCCAGGAAUCUGAGAGCAGAUAGGCUGAGUGUCUCUGGCACAGGGUCUGUCGUGGAGUUGAAGUCACACCGAAUUGGGGCUGCCAUCGUCUGCAGCAUGGCUGGAGCCAGGGCAGCUAGCUGCAGAACUCACUGGCUUGGCUGCCUGCAGGAGCCCGCAGGUCCUCGCUGAACAGACCUCUCCAUGGGGCUGCUCACAUGACUCUCCCUGGAGCCAGUGACCCAAGAGCAAGAGAGAGCAUGAGAGGAUAACCUGGAUGGAAGCUGGAGUGCCUUACAAUUUGGUCAUGGAAAUGACCUAUCCUUAUUGCUAUGUGGGUCACAUAGGUCAGUCUUGGUGUGAUGCGGGAAGGGACCCAACAUGGUGUGAGUUAGAUUAGGGUCCUUAGGGACCACCAUGGGAGCUGGCCACCACCAUGGAUAAAGUGGUUGGACUCGAGAAAGAUCUUGUGAUAUUAUCACCUUGCUAGUUUUGAGAGCCAGAAGUUGCAUGCUCUUCUGGGCCUCAUUUAUGAUAUGACAAAGGAGGAAUUUGGCUAAGUUCUUAGGAUCCUUCCCACUCUGCAAUUCUGUGGUUCUGCAUGCAGCAAGAAUGAAUUUAGUCUGUAGGAGAGCCAUGCCAGUGAUCCCAUGUGUUUUUCAACUUAGAGUAAAACUAAUUGGGAUUAUUUCCUUUCCCAAAUUGAAGUAGACUAAAUCACCAGCUAAGUCUGUAAUAUUCAGGGCUUCAUCCAGCAUGUUCAGGAUUUGUAUAGUUAACAACUCUUUUAUUUUGAAUUGGACAAGUUACUUUCAGAGCUUUUGGUUCACGUCUACUCAAUCUCAGCUGCAGCCUUGAAGCUGUAAUUAAGUGUGAGCAUCUGAGUCCUUAGCAAGUUAAGCUUCAAAGGAUGCCCGGGAUGCAGGCCGGAGAGGAGGCCGCUGGAACAGGACCUGCUCCCCAGAUCACCCUGCUGUCCGGCCCCUGCUGUGUGCUCACGUCUGCGGGUGAGGCCCAACAUCAGCCUCGCCUCAACUACUUGUUCAUCAAUAGUGAAUGCUGAGUCGGCUAUUUGAGCUCUCAUUCACAGUACCACUGAAUCUUGGUAUUGGAAGAAAAAUGGAGCUGAGCCUUGUCUCCCGUCACUGAAGGCCCCGUCCUCAGGGAGGUCUGUGAGCCAUCAGGGGACCUCCGCGCUCCACCGGCUCCCGCCCAGCCGGUCUCGCUCUUCCCUUCAUAGUUUACACAGCCUUCGCUGACUGGAUCAAAACAUUACGAAGGCACUAGAAUAGUAACUAACCUGCAUCCAGACACCAAACACGAUGGCACUGCACCCCUGAGCUGUUCUGUCUCCUGGGCUGAAAUUUAAACUAAUGUCCUGACUUUCCUUUCUUCUCCGCAAGGGAAAUACACACAUUUAUCCCACUUCACAAGCCUCGGAAGGGCUUUUUCUUUCCCAUGACUUUUUAGCUGAAACCAAGCAGCACUGUUGCGAUUCCAGCACUCUGCAGAAAGCAGAUGCUUCACAUUCCACUGAGUUAAGUUCACGCAAAACCAUUCUGACAACCAGACCAUCAAGGAGAAAAACAGGGGGAUCUGUAAAAGGCCGCGUGCUAGAAGGCGAGCUGUAGCUCUGAGCAGAGGGCCCCUGGAAUAGCGAAGCGGGGACGGAGGACCUAAGCCUUGCCCAAUGGGGACGUGACCUGUCGGCCUUCACUGCUGGGUUGUGCCUGAAGUCACAAUAUCCCACUUCUCUUCCCUGCUCUGCUUCUCCUUACCUAGCAUGUUCAUGUCCCUUAAAGCCAUCCAGUGUUUAAAACACUACUUUCCUGAAAAUGCUGCAGGAUUUCUGUGAGAAUUGUUUUUCCAGGUUUCGCUGUUUGACAGGGAAAGGGUACAGGAGUCUUGCGCAGCAGCUGCCCUUCUUCUUCUGGCCAGCAGAGGGCACACUUGUCCUAAACAGAGUCUGACCCAAUUCCUGGAGCAGCCCUAGGAUCCCUUUGUCAAAUUCAUUCUGGUUAGAAGCCAGGGCCUGGCAUGCCUCAAUGAGAUUGUCUCAAGUGGCAUUUCAUCUCUAACUCAACCUCACUGAAAUCUAGAAAACUGACCCUGCCCUGAAAACUCAGUUAAAGUAUACGAAAACUGUCGCGGCAAGCCCCCGGCGCCAUCAAGUCCAGUUCCACAUUUAAAGGUUUUUAGUUUUCAGCCUAUAAAAGAAAGCUCUGGUUGAUCCUUUAGCUGGCCAGCAGUGAGUGUUGAUUUUAAACCAGUGAGUCAACCGCCCCGGCGAUGCCGGCCUAUCUCUGGAAACAAGGGGCGUGAGCUGCCUGGGCACCACCUGUUCACGUGCAGCCCGGCCCUUAGGCAAACAGCAGCUCGGAGGAAAGAUGUGGAUUGAAUACACACACCUAUAUAUAAAGGAUUGGUUUCAUUCCUUCAAUCUGAUCAGAGCUCCCCCACAAGAGAACCAGGAAUCUGCUGUUCCUUGCCCAUUCUACAGAACGCGUUAAUCAAAACACAACAGACAACGUCUGAAAAGACAAAACAAAAAAAUGCAAAACGUUUUCGCUGACUUCUCCAGAUGUCAUCACUGAAUGGAUGGGUAUUCUCUUCAAUCCUCAAAGACUGAAUUCCAUCGUCUCAAGAAAAUGCUGACUCAUAGAUGACUAAGCUGAAGGUUACAGGGAAGACUAAAUAUUUAUUUAGAAGUUACAGUGUUUGUUUUUACAGAGAUAUGUUGUCACAGAUUACUGAUGCUGGAAGGUCUGUUAAUGCUUAUGGUGCUGUACACAUCGCAGUCUGGUCUCCUGGCGUCUCAGGAAAGCGUUUCCUGUAGCACAGAUGCAGCCAUCUUCGGGGGUCUGUCUCCAGACUGUGGUUCUUGCUCUUCCCUCGUGGCGGUCAAGUGCAGUGUGCCUAGGAGUCUUCCUUUCGUCCGCUGGGCUGUGGGCCUCCUGCCGCCUCCCAGGCAGCCGGCAAAAGUCCUCAGCAAGGAGUCCGUGCUCUGGCCAUCGCCAUUACUCUGUCCUGGGUGACUCCUGUCCUGCUGAGGUUCGUUUCCCUCUCGUGCUUCAAUGGGAAGGAUGCCUUAUGUCUCUCCAGAAUUAUAAAAACACAUAUACAGUUAUUUACAAGUGCAUAAAUAUAUAAAUAUGACUAUAAUAGAAAAAUAAAUACCAAUUUUUCUCUGUCUCUUUAAAAAAAAAAAAAACAUAGUCUUUCUGGGAUAUCAGCUU